AUGGGAGAAAAACCCUUCAAGUGUAAUGAAUGCUCCUCAUCUUUCUCUUAUAAAUCUGAACUCAGAGCACACCAGCGUGUACACACAGGAGAGAAACCGUUCAAGUGUAGUGAAUGCUCCUCAUCUUUCUCUCAGAAAUCUCAUCUCAGAACACACCAGCGUAUCCACACAGGAGAGAAAUCUUUCAAGUGUAAUGAAUGCUCUUUGUCUUUUUCUCAGAAAUGUAGUCUCAGAGCACACCAGAGUAUCCACACAGGAGAGAAACCGUUCAAGUGUAAUGAAUGCUCCUCAUCUUUCUCUCAGAAAUGUACACUCAGAAGACACCAGCGUGUACACACUGGAGAGAAAUCCUUUAAGUGUAAUGAAUGCUCCUCAUCUUUCUCUCAGAAAUCUAAUCUCAGAGCACACCAGCGUAUUCAUACAGGAGAGAAACCGUUCAAGUGUAGUGAAUGCUCCUCAUCUUUCUCUCGGAAAUCUAAUCUCGCAACACAUCAGCGUAUUCAUACAGGAGAGAAACCGUUCAAGUGUAAUGAAUGCUCCUCAUCCUUCUCUCAGAAAUCUAAUCUCAGAGCACACCAGCGUAUUCAUACAGGAGAGAAAUCGUUCAAGUGUAGUGAAUACUCCUCAUCCUUCUCUCAGAAAUCUAAUCUCAGAGCACACCAGCGUAUUCACACUGGAGAGAAACCGUUCAAGUGUAAUGAAUGCUCCUCAUCUUUCUCUCGGAAAUCUAAUCUCGCAACACAUCAGCGUAUCCACACAGGAGAGAAACGGGAAAACCUUCAAGUGUAGUAAAUGCACCUUAACUUUUUCUCAGAGUUCAAAUCU
Bolinopsis microptera is the source of this 825-nucleotide messenger RNA. Its product is annotated as zinc finger protein 510-like. NCBI's taxonomy places the organism in Eukaryota, Metazoa, Ctenophora, Tentaculata, Lobata, Bolinopsidae. The transcript has a single exon. The record is from RefSeq and is a predicted model, not a curated record. The coding region runs from base 1 to 789 and encodes 262 amino acids.